Molecule: messenger RNA, 2229 nt
Organism: Clavispora lusitaniae ATCC 42720
Lineage: Eukaryota; Fungi; Ascomycota; Pichiomycetes; Serinales; Metschnikowiaceae
Product: GAL4-like domain-containing transcription factor
Biological process (GO): positive regulation of transcription by RNA polymerase II
Molecular function (GO): zinc ion binding; sequence-specific DNA binding; DNA-binding transcription factor activity, RNA polymerase II-specific
Source: RefSeq, a predicted model, not a curated record
AUGAUUAUAAUGUGGUGUAACGAAUACUUGAUUGUGGUGAUCCAAAUGUACGCUAUGAUUCUGAUGAAUGACCCUACCCUCAACCUAAAUUUGCUCUUGAAUCACGCCUAUCCCAAUUACUCCUUUCUGUUUCGUAUGGAUCGCCGAAAGGACGAAUCCAUAGUCAAGUCCUUAUACGACUUUCUUCCCUACCUCAAUGUCUUCCAUUGCUCCAUCAGUCAGUUGCAGACCUAUUUGCUCCUUUUCCAUUACUCUCUUUUAACGAACAAUAAGGAGAAGUCCUUGGCAUUAUCUGCUAUGAUCAAUGCAUAUAUUGGCAUUUUGGGCAUUAAUUUGAAUUCGAAAAGCUUAUUUUUCAAUGAUCUAAGCUUGUCCUUGCAACAGAGAAGAGAUCGAGUCAAGAUCUUCUGGGGUUUCAAGGUUUUGCUCAAGUGUUUCAAUUUGAAGUUCGGAUUCAAACCUUCCAUAAACACGACUGUCAUUAAUCCAGUGACCAUUGAUCAAUACUUUAAAUUAACUCCAGAGAAAUUGAGCUCGCUUCUUGAUGAUAAUUCGGGAAGUGAGGUUGACCUACUAUUCCAAACACUAUUGAAGCCCAGCGUGGAAUUCCUCAAUCUUAUGAACAUUAUUAUUCCUUCUUCAUUUUCGCCCAAUUACUACCAAUAUUUGAAGCAAGGAAGGAAUACAGGCAGUGAUCACUCGACCCCUCAAAACCCUAGACGCCAACACUCCAAUAAUCUAGAUUGGAUCUUGAAUGAUGAUGAUGGUGAUGGAAAUGAUGGAAAUCUCAAUUACAAUUAUACUCAGUUUUUGAUCAUUGAUACUAAUCUAUCCAAUUGGAGAUACUCAUUGAAAGACAAAACGCUUGAUUUGAGUCCGCUUCAUACAAUAAUGGGUCUUCCAUCUUCGUCUUCUAUGAAAAACGAGACCCUUUACCAUCGGAUCACGUUUGAUGGUGACCGCAAGUCAAAUCAAGGAAUUUCAGAGGAAGGGUUUCAGCUCUUUUACCAAACUGGUCUUCCUAAUACUGAUACUGCGGCACAGCUUAUCCGCAUGCAACUAAACAUGCACUAUCUUUUGAUUCGAUCGCUGAAUUACUUGAAUUUUGUCAUCGAGCGUGAACUCACACCAGGAUAUUAUGUAAAGAUUGCCAACAUAGCCCGGGAAACUUUGGCCUAUUUUGUCCUCAUGUUCGAGCACAUAGGAAAUGCAGUUGAACAGCUGGCAGUCACUCAAGGGAUUGGCUUUGACAACAGUUUGUUCUCUGAUUCCAAAAAAAUGAUUUCCUCGUCGUUCCCCAUGCAAGUUGAAGAUGAUGGCUUGAUUAUUAACGAUUUCUCUGCAAAGAGGAGGAAAUUGCAUCUGCUGGAUAUGCCUGCCGAAGUUCCUUCCUCAAAAGAGAUUCCUGUGUCGCCAUUUAACGGUAUGCUUAAUGCUUUAUCUUUGACGAUGAUAAACUUCAAAAAGUCCAUUGUGCUCCAAAUGUUGUACUUGCUCAUUUGCACCUUAAAGAUUGCUAAAAAAGGGGGAGUUAUGAGUGCUGACACUGUGACAGUACUCAAUAAAAGCAUUACAUUGUUCAUACGAAUUUUCAUCAACUAUAGACCACACUCCAACCGAAGCGUGAAGACUAAGAAGGUUAAAGAGGAUGAUUUAUUCAAAAGAAUUAUCAACGAUGAACUUCGUGAUGAGUUUUUAACUAACAAAAAUGUUGAAUCAGAUGACGAUGAAGAUGACAACGAUAUCGAUUGGGAUGAUGAGGAUAUGGAUGAAGACUUAAAGUAUUUGAAAACACUCAAAUAUGUGAAGUACAAAACGAGUAUUCUCCAUGAAAAGUAUAUGGCCAACCGAGGAAGCACUUCUGACCAACUGAAUUUCAAUGCUCAGAAUCUCUCGACAAAAGUGAAGAAUGAGUUGACAACUACACAGUCUAAUGGGAAUCAGCAGAACCUCCCACCUCUUGAACAGCAAUUUGGUCCUCAAAAUAACCUUUCUGGUUUUCCUCAAAUGGGUGUGUACUUGCGAGGCUCCUUAGGCAAGAUGGGCUCGUAUACAUCACUUGAUUUCAUGCCGAACGAGAAUAAAAGUGAAACAGGCCAGAAGGAGGCGAUCGCAAGUGCUAGUGAACUAAUGAGCAUAAAGCAUGGGAGCCGUGGAUACACUAAUAAUGGCUCGUGGCGAUAUGGAGUGUCUGACGGUGCUGCUACAAACGGAGAAGAAAACCAUUAG